Molecule: messenger RNA, 2111 nt
Organism: Cannabis sativa
Lineage: Eukaryota; Viridiplantae; Streptophyta; Magnoliopsida; Rosales; Cannabaceae
Product: protein DETOXIFICATION 43
Exons: 14
Coding region: 307-1926 (539 amino acids)
Biological process (GO): transmembrane transport
Cellular component (GO): membrane
Molecular function (GO): citrate transmembrane transporter activity; xenobiotic transmembrane transporter activity; antiporter activity
Source: RefSeq, a predicted model, not a curated record
UCAAAAGUGAUUGGGAGAGGAAGCUAUAACUUUAGCUAUAUGCUCAUAAAUAUUAUUAUUAUUAUAAAUAAAACCAUUAAUAUAUAAUUAAGUGUUUGUUGGUAAGAUUUUAUGUGUGUAUAGUACUAUAUAUAUCAUCCUCUUCUAAUCGAUAUCUCUAAAUCUGUGUAAGUAAUAAGUUGGUAGAAUAAAGAGAACUAAGCUCAUCUCCACUUUUCAUUCACCGGAGGAUCAUAAUAUAUAUAUCCACAACUAUAUAACCUGUACUACUCUCUUUGCAGUCUUACUAAUAAGCUUCACAUAAUUAUGGCUGAGAAUAAUGGAGAUAAUAACAAUUCCCAUACCAUACCAAAAAAGAUUACUACUUCUACUAAGUGGAAUUUUAAUUUGCCUAUUGGUGUUUUCUUCAAAGAUGCAAGGCAUGUUUUCAAGUGGGAUUCACUUGGAAAAGAAAUACUAGGGAUGGCUUUGCCUGCAGCCUUAGCUGUAGCAGCCGAUCCCAUUGCAUCUCUAAUCGACACAGCCUUCAUUGGCCAUAUCGGACCGGUGGAGCUGGCUGCAGCCGGUGUAUCGAUCGCCUUGUUUAAUCAAGCUUCGAGGAUUACCAUUUUUCCAUUGGUUAGCAUAACAACCUCAUUUGUUGCUGAGGAAGAUACUGUUGCAAACAUGAAAUUGAAAGCUGCUAAUCAUGUUAAUGAUGACAUGGAAAAAGGUGUUCCAACCAAACUAGAACAACAUAAAGAAAAUGAUGAUGAUGAUGAUGAUGAUGAUUCAGAAACAGAGAAUAAUAAUAAUGAUAAUAAUGUUGUGUCAAAGUUGGACAAAAUUACCAAAGUAAAAAAAGGGAAAAGACAGAUUGCUUCAGCAUCAACAGCUCUGAUAUUUGGGAUAAUAUUAGGACUUGUUCAAGCAAUUUUUCUUAUGUUUGGAGCAAGAACACUAUUGGGUGUAAUGGGAGUCAAACAUGAUUCUCCUAUGUUAGGACCAGCAGAGAAGUACUUAGUAACAAGAUCAUUUGGUGCACCAGCUGUUCUUUUGACUUUGGCUAUGCAGGGUAUCUUUAGAGGGUUUAAGGAUACAACUACUCCAUUAUAUGUCAUAUUGUUGGGAUAUUCAUUGAAUGUUGCACUUGAUCCACUUCUUAUCUUUGUUUGUCAUUUGGGAAUUAGAGGUGCAGCCAUUGCUCAUGUUCUUUCUCAGUACUUGAUGGCUUUGGUACUAUUCUUGAUUUUGAUGAGAAAAGUUAACCUUUUACCUCCAAGUCUUAAGGAUUUGCAAUUCGGUCGGUUUCUUAAAAAUGGUGGUUUCUUGUUAGCAAGAGUAAUAGCUGUGACAUUUUGUGUCACCUUAGCUGCAUCUUUGGCUGCAAGGCUUGGCGCGACACCUAUGGCUGCAUUCCAAACUUGCUUACAAGUUUGGUUGACAUCUUCUCUUCUUGCCGAUGGUUUGGCCGUCUCCAUUCAGGCCAUUCUAGCUUGUGCAUUUGCGGAAAAAGACUACCAGAAAGCCACAGCAGCAGCGAACCGUGUACUGCAGAUGAGUUUUGUUCUAGGUGUGGGACUCACAUUCCUUGUUGGAAUUGGUUUGUACUUUGGAGCAGGAAUUUUCACUAGAGAUGUUAAUGUUUUGCACCUCAUAAGAAUUGGACUUCCGUUUGUUGCAGCCACUCAGCCCCUAAAUUCAUUGUCAUUUGUGUUUGAUGGUGUCAACUUUGGUGCCUCUGACUUUGCAUACUCUGCAUAUUCCUUGGCAUUGGUGGCAGUAGCAAGUAUUACAGCCUUAUUUACUUUGUCAAAAAGCCAUGGUUUUGUUGGAAUUUGGAUUGCCCUAACCAUCUACAUGGGACUACGAAUGUUCGCCGGAAUUUGGAGGAUGGGAACUGGGACUGGACCUUGGCGUUUUCUUAGAGUACCAUUUGCAGCAUAAAUAUAUAGCUUUACAUGUAACUAUAAUUAUCUAAAUAUUAUCCAUUUGUGUCACACUCAAUAUUGGAGACUUUUGUUAUCUUGUAUGAGUUUUGUGUAGUUUAUUUUUACCAUUUUUGUUUUGAGUUUUGUGUAGUUCAUGUUUGUAAUGUAAUUUUCUUCAUAUAUCUUUCUUCUUGAGGGAAA